Molecule: messenger RNA, 2913 nt
Organism: Entelurus aequoreus (snake pipefish)
Lineage: Eukaryota; Metazoa; Chordata; Actinopteri; Syngnathiformes; Syngnathidae
Product: zinc finger protein OZF-like
Exons: 2
Coding region: 274-1860 (528 amino acids)
Biological process (GO): regulation of immune system process; regulation of cytokine production; negative regulation of transcription by RNA polymerase II
Source: RefSeq, a predicted model, not a curated record
GAUGGCGUUUGAUGAAGAAGGCGCUAUUUCGGGCUUCGUAGUUUUGUGUUGUUAAGGUGUACACAUAUAUGUUGUGUAAUUGAGUAAACAUUGUUAAUAUUUAUUUGCCAUUGCAUACAUUAGUCUGAGCGCACUUUGACGCUUUUCGAGCCAGCAAAGCUUGCUAGCUUAGCUUUUUAGCCGCUAACAGAGAGACGCGGCCAUUAUCAACACCUCGCUAAUCACUUAAAACAGAGAUCAGGUGUGAGUGUAAAGUGUUGUGAUUGUGUGAAAAUGUGCGAAAGAACGAUAGCAGAGUACGAGGAGGAACUUUGUCCAACAAAAGAGGAGAAGGAGCGACAACAUCAACUACUGGACGCUGAUUUCAAGAAACAUCAAGUUGUGUUACACAGAACAGACAUACAGCAGUUGGUUGGAUGUCAAGAAGAACGUGCCCGUCGACUGCAAGGGGGGAGCUUGACUUUGGGGCAGGAGGAUCCACAGUUCCCGCAUAAUCAACAAGAGGAGGAACCACAACCCCCUCAUAUUAAAGAAGAAGAGAAGCCACCGCUCCUUCAUUGUAAAGAGGAAGAAUCACAGCCAGCGUAUGUUAAAGAUGAAAAUAAAGAAUCACAGGCCCCUCGUUUUAAAGAGGAGCCACAACCCCCACUUGUCAAAGAAGAGGAGGAGCCACAUCCCCCUCAUUUUAAAGAGGAAGAACUGUGGACCACUCAGGAGAGAGGAGGGCAGGAGGAGGCUGAUCUCACCAAGUUUCCACAGAUUGUUGUCUCUGUGAAGACUGAAGAGCAUGAAGACAAACCACCUGAGUCCUCACAGCUUCAUCACAGUCCAAGUGGGGAGAACCGAGCCGUGGAACCUUCAAGAAGCAGCUCAACUCAACACAUGACAACAGAAGCUGAUGGAGACCACUGUGGAGGAUCACAAGCAGACAAGCUCUUAGCUCCACUAUCAGAUAGUGACGAGAUGUCAGACCUUGAUGUAAAUAUGGAAUCACACAUGGGAACGCACACGGAAGAAAAACCCUUUUCUUGUUCUGUUUGUGCAAAAGAGUUUGUCGUAAAAUCGAGUUUGACUCGACACAUGAAAACACACACAGGAGAAAACCCGUUCAGUUGUUCGGUUUGUGGUAAAGGCUUUGAUGACAAAUGUUAUAUGCGCACACACAUGAGAACGCACGCAGAAGAAAAACCCUUUUCUUGUCCGGUUUGUGCCAAAGGGUUUGUCGUAAAGUAUAGUUUGACUCAACAUAUGAAAACACACACGGGAGAAAACCCGUUCAGUUGUUCAGUUUGUGCAAAGGGGUUUGUGGUCAAAUCUAGUUUGACUCGACACAUGAGAACACACACAGGAGAAAACCAUGUCAGUUGUUCGGUUUGCGGUAAAGUCUUUGAUGACAAAUGUUACAUGCAAACACACAUGAGAAAACACACAGAAGAAAACCCAUUCAUUUGUUCCGUUUGUGGUAAAAGACUAUCUGACAAAUGUAGUAUGCAAAUGCACAUGAGAACACACACAGGAGAAAAACCUUUCAGUUGUACAGUGUGUGGUAAAAAAUUCCUGAACAGAAGUAAUACUCAAAAACACAUGAGAAAACACACGGGAGAAAAACCUUUCAUCUGUUCAGUGUGCGGUAAAAGAUUCUCGGACAGAAGUAAUUUACGAACACACGCGAGAAGACACACAGGAGAAAAACCUUUCAGCUGUUCAGUGUGUGCCAAAAGAUUCUCUGUCAACAGUAGCAUGCAGAGACACAUGAGCGUGCACACGAGAGUAAAACCUCUCAACUGUUCAGUGUGCGUUAAAAGAUUCUCUGACAAAUGUAGCAUGCAAAGACACAUGAAAUCACACACAGGAGAAUAACUUUUCCCUUUUGGAAGUCCUUUUUGAAUGGACCCAAGAGUCAUUUAAGGCUUAUUGCAGGAACCAGCCAGCUCACCUUUUGUUAUGAAUUACAAAUCCCUGUCAAGUUUCUUUGAAGUACUGGUUAAAAUCAACACAUGUUUUUCCAAAGUCAAAUACAUUGUUUUUAGGUAUGAUUCAAAGCGAUUUGCAACUUGUUUUCAAACCAAAUUAUAACAACUACUGGCUAGCUUAUGUUACCAUUAUCGGAUUAACAGAACCUAUACGGUAUAUUUUUUAAUGUUAAUUACAGCUUGUAUUAAAUAUAAAGCAAUUACAAAAGCAGUCCAAUAGAAGCAACUAUUUGCAGUCAUGUUGUUGUUAUGAUAGAAGACAUAACCAAUGAUAGCUCAUGUUCGCUGUCCACAUUGUUGUUACCAGCUACUAGUCUUAUAUUAGUAUUUAGUGUACAUCAUUACGUCUCUAAAGCUGUCAGGGUAAAAUGCCUAAAAUACGUCGGAAAGUUAGCACCCUCUGGACAUUUGCGCAGAGGUUGCAAACAUCCCCUUAAAAGAGAACUGUUAAGAAAAAACGACCGGCGGGAAGGCGAGAGACUUUUAAUUUCAACAGACUCUCUAGCCGUACCGGCCGUCAAAAGCCUAAGGACCGACCGCACAGUUCCUGUCUUCACAAUAAAAGCGCUGCUCCAUCCUGCCUGCAUUAACAAAAUAAGAGUCUCAAAAAGCUUGCACACUCAAGCGAGCAUGCUACGGAGUUUGCCGUGAAUGUAUUUCUUGUAAAGUGUAUAAAAAGGAAUAUGAAAGAUGGACAAAUAAGAUGGCAAAAAACCAACCACUUACAUGUGGUAUUGGACCAAAAGGAGGACUAUUUUUCUCUCAUACAAUGUUAAUUCGAAAAUGUGGAAGUUAUCAGCAGUACUGUGAAUUCUGUCGGAUUUCAAUAAAUGCAAGUCAUCAGAAUUAUGUAAUACACCAACGUAUAUUCUUGUCUUCACCAAAGAAAGAAAUCUAUAUGAGUUAUACAUGCUUGUAUUUUUAUUAAACACCUUUUUUA